Oncorhynchus nerka (sockeye salmon) is the source of this 4983-nucleotide messenger RNA. RefSeq names its product fibroblast growth factor receptor substrate 2-like. Gene Ontology annotation, biological process: fibroblast growth factor receptor signaling pathway. Gene Ontology annotation, cellular component: cell-cell junction; cytoplasm. The transcript is spliced from 7 exons. Gene Ontology annotation, molecular function: transmembrane receptor protein tyrosine kinase adaptor activity; fibroblast growth factor receptor binding. The record is from RefSeq and is a predicted model, not a curated record. The coding region runs from base 1547 to 3247 and encodes 566 amino acids. NCBI's taxonomy places the organism in Eukaryota, Metazoa, Chordata, Actinopteri, Salmoniformes, Salmonidae.
AGGAGAGAACUGUUUGUACUUUCACUAGUAUAGCACUGCAGGGACACAUGUUCUACUAUUUCUGUUGAUUGUUCUUUUCUAGAUAUUAUGGAAUAUAGAACACUUUAUAGCUAUUAAAAUGAUACGAGAAUAUAUAUUAACAUAAUUGUAUAUACUUGCCUUAUAUCUGUGUGUUUGUAUAUAUGCUUUACAUUUGCAUCCUUGGCUUUCGUACACAGUGUGUUCAUUUUGUUUGUUAAGCUGCCAUUUAUACAUUAUUACGUGGCACAGACCAAAAACCUGUAAAAAAACAAAAAAACAUCUGAUACUGCAUAAGUAAAAAUGAUCUAACAGUAUUCACAUAUCUACAGUAAAUGUACAGGCUAUUGCAUCUUUCACAAGUCACAUUUUUGUCAAAUGUUAGACAAAAAUGCUUUCUGUUUGAAAUUAUACUUAUUUUCAUAAGCACUGAAAUCAUUCAAAAAUAUCUGAAAUAUGUAUGUAGAUAAACCCAUUGCACAUUUAUUUGUAGAUAUUGUACAGCCCGUGCGAUAUAUCGCUUGAAUAGAAAACUAGUCAUGCAAAAGGAUGACCAUAUGAGUUAUGAAAGCACACCGUUUAUGUUGUGUAAUCCAUAUGUGUAGCCUGUAAAAUGAUAAUGAUUUUUGUGUAUAUUUGAUGUAUUUUAACACAUCGUUUGAUGUAUUUUAAAAUCAUAUCAUGGAACUACAAAUCACACACAUCUACAAUGUGCAAAUCCACAACUCACACAUUGGCAAACAUGAUUGUAAUUAUCUGAGUGACUGAUGGAUUCUGUGAAUCGUCACACAAAUUAUAGUAGUUACUGUAUGCAGUUUCCCAUUUUGCAAUCUAAGUAGGCCUAGAAACGUAUCAAGACGAGGGCAAUUAAUAUAUUAUUUGAGUGUUUCAAUAAAAUACUUAGAUAACUAAAAAAAUAAUUGACAAUUAUUUAUUCAUAUAAUACAUUUAUUAUGGAGUCAUGAUUUGGGAGAUGAUGACCCAAGAGCCCCCCCCAAUCCUCGCGCAUGCGCAGUGGGCUGCACAUUCACCACAUUGAAAAUGUUUGCCUGAAACUCUCGGAAGUUUAGCCAAGAAGUUGCUGUGAUUUACCUAGCUGCAAUAAAGACGGUGCCACUAAAAUAAACGAGCUUCUUUUUUUGGGGGAGGUAUAUAUAUAUAGAAAGAGAGAGACAUAAAGGAUUAUACAUGGAUUUAUAUCAAUUUUCAUUAUCUUGCGGUCGAAAACAUGAAUGGUAGCCACCUUUGGAAGAAGUUGUGAUUUAUUUAUUUUUUUGGCGCUCUACUAGCUAACAACGCAGAGGAAAGAUGGUGGAGUUGAGCUAGCUUCGUAUGAGAUAGCAGAGCUAGCUAGCUAGGUUGCUAUCGUUUGUGUCUGAAAAGUUUGGAAGAACUGCCCCCUUCCGUUUGCCAUACUCGCCCACAUCUUAUGUUGGCAUAGCAGAUAAAGAAAACAUGAGUGCUCGGAAGAUGGAACCAGGGAUACUGGAGGUUGGAUCUAGACAUCAGAUGGUGCUCUGAAGAAGCCAUGGGUAGCUGUUUAAGCUGUCCAGAGAAGGAGUCAAUCCCAGAUAAUCAUCAAACCAAAUUUAAGGUGAUAAACGUGGAUGACGAUGGGAACGAGCUGGGCUCAGGCAUGAUGGAGCUGACAGAGGUAGAGCUCGUCCUCCACACCUAUCGCCGUGACGAUGUCAAGUGGCCCUACAUGUGCCUGCGUCGCUAUGGCUACGACUCCAACCUCUUCUCCUUCGAGAGUGGCCGCCGCUGCCAGACGGGACAAGGGAUCUUUGCCUUUAAGUGUGCUCGGGCGGAGGAGAUCUUCAACAUGCUGCAGGAGGUGAUGCACAACCACAGCAUCAGUGUGGUGGAGGAGGCCGUACUGGAGACCAACCAGCAGGCCACACAUACUCCUGCCGCUCUGGGCUACUCUGUUCCCACCGUGCACAAUGGUGUCACCCGGAUCCCUUCGGUGGGCGACGCCCCCUCGCACCCCUCCACACGCCACCCGUCUGUGGCCAGCACCCGACUGCCCUCAGUGGGAGAGGAGUCUACACACCCCCUCCUAGUGGCUGACGAGGCGGUCCACACUUAUGUGAACACCACAGGUCUGCUGGAUGACCAGCCCAGCCCUCUGACUGCUCCAGCCCCUCUGGACAGCCCUGGCUCAGCCCAGUCCCAGUGCCCCCCUACACCACCACCUCCGAGGGUAGCCAGACCAGAGCCCCAGGCCCAGCUCCAGGAAGAACCCCAGGUACUGCUGGAGUCCCAAGGGGUACGCUUCGUGCUGGGGCCCACCCCUGCGCAGAAAAAGAUGGCCAAGGGGAAGCAUCAGACUGAGGAUGGAGAUGAAGAGGAGGCAGGGGAGGACUCAGAGUCCCCGGAGCCUGGAGAGGGAGAGACCAACGGCCACACAGACACGGAGGCCCCAGCCCCACCAGAGGGCCAGCCUCAGCCGUCCUCUACACACUCCAAUGGCUCCUCUGCCUCUGUCGGGGCUCCAGCCACAGCCCCUCGCCGGCAUCUCUUGCCCCCCGUGACCCCUGACACCCUGCAGAAUGUCAACAACUCAGCCCAGCGGCGCACGGCCCUCCUAGACUACGAGAACCUCCCGGCCCUGCCGCCCGUCUGGGAGACCCGCAAGCCCAGCAACGAGGAGGAGGAGAACAACGGUGGUCCCCGUGGUGGAGGAGGCCAGGGGGGGCUAAAGAUGUCCUCCCUCAACGGCUACAACCACCACCAACACAGCCUCCUCCACCAUUCCUACUCCCAUCCCCUGUCAGCCCACCCCCCUCUGUCAGCCAUGGAGUCCUCCCACAACUAUGUGAACACAGAGAAUGUGACUGCCCCCCUCAGCGCCCGCUGUGCCCCCGACACGGCACGCCGCCGCAGCGACGGGCCCAUCGUGUUCAACUUCGACUUCCGCCGGCCGCUGGGUCAGGAGCAUCCCAAGACGCUCAACUACAUCGAGGUGGAGAUGGAAACUACCGCCUCUUCCUCCGCAGCCUCCAAGGGUGCGUCCUCAGACACCAGCAACCCCCACACGCCCCGCACCCCAACCUCGCCGCCUUUGCCUACCACCCCCACGCGCCGCACCGAGCUCUACGCCUUCAUCGACAUCGAGCGCACCGCCGCCAUGUCCAACCUGCAGAAGGCCCGGCCGCAUGACGACGGGUCACUGAGGAAAACGCGGCACAAUAGCACAGAGCUUCCCACCAAAAGCACUGUCUGACUAUUACCUGAUCCGCCUGGCACCUUUUUCUACGAUUUACCCCUUUUUAAAAUAUGAAACAAAUGGGAAGGCAGCCUGUACAGGGGCCUUUGUUAGAGACACAGACAGAGAAACACGUGACGGAGACAUUGGAAAUGCAAAGAGGCUCCAGAGAGCGGUCCUAAAAUGAGAUAUAAACAGACUUGAUUGGGGUUACCUGUAAGGGAAUUCAGGUAGACCAAAGUAGGUACUUACUUGCCAUAUACCAAUUUAUUCCUAUGGUAAUAUAAUACCUCUUCUCCUUCACCCAUUCUACAGUGCAUUUGGGUUGUUUAUUAUGUUAAUAAGACUGGACUGCAUUCCUCCUCACCCACCGUACAAAUCAGUAUUACUGAACAAAGCAUUCCAUUUAGCCUUUUUAUGAUUCACUACAUGCUGCUGUAAUUUCAGUAUCUGAGGAUUACAUGGUACACUUCAUGUUUGACUAUGUACAGUAGAUUCUGGCACAAUAAAUGUCUGUUCUGUUUGUAUUUAGCUGAUCAAUGCUUCCCCCCCUUAACUUUAAUCUUAGAUGAUCGAGCACUAACUAGAUAUGAAGGUAUGACAUGUAUUCUAUCCAAAUUAUACAAGGUUUGAUAUUGUGGGUAUGGGCCUCCUUAUAUAAAUGACCCGAUGUGGUUUGAUAUCCCUCAAUAUUUUAACAAAUCAGAUGACAUCUAAUAUACGCUACUGGUCAAAAGUUUUAGAACACCUACUCAUUCAGGGGGUUUUCUUAAUUUGUACUAUUUUCUACUUUGUAGAAUUAAUAGUGAAGACAUCAACACUACGAAGUCAUGUAGUAACCAUAGUGAUAAAUCAAAAUAUAUUUGAGAAUCUUCAAUGUAGCCACCCUUUGCCUUGAUUACAGCUUUGUACACUAUUGGCAUUCGCUCAACCAGCUUCACCUGGAAUGCUUUUCUGAAAGUCUUGAAGGAGUUCCCACAUAUGCUGAGCACUUGUUAGCUGCUUUUCCUUCACUCUGCGGUCUGACUCGUCCCAAACCAUCUUAAUUGGGUGGAGGCCAGGUCAUCUGAUGCACCACUACAUCACUCUCCUUCUUGGUCAAAUAGCCCUUGCACAGUCUGGAGGUGUGUUGGGUCAUUGUCCUGUUGAGAAACAAAUGAUAGUCCCACUAAGUGCAAACCGGAUUGGAUGGUGUAUCGCUGUGGUAGCUAAGUGUGCCUUGAAUUCUAAAUAAAUUGGACUGUCACCAAAAAAGCACCACCUCCAUGCUUUAUAGUGGGGAGAUCAUCUGUUCAAAGACACCAAAAAUCUCCAAUUUGGACUCCAGACCAAAGGACAAAUUGCCAUUGCUUGUGUUUCUUGGUGUCCUUGAGUGGUUUCUUUGUGGCAUUUUGACCAUGAAGGUUUGAUGUUGAGUUACAUGAACAUCCUCUGCAGCAGAGGUCAGGUCUUUUCUGUUGCAACGCUUGGUUUUUGCGACUGCACUUGACAUUUGAAUUGUUCUUGCCAUAAUAUGUACUUAGCUCUAUUUGGUAAAAUACCAUCCCCUGUAUACACCUACCUUGGCUCAAACGUGUUAAGGCAGACCUGUUAAUUGAAAUGCAUUCCAGAUGACUACUUCAUGAAUCUGGCUGAGUGUGCAAAAGCAAAGUGUGGCUAUUUGAAGAAUCUCAUAUUUUGGUUACAUGAUUCCAUCUUAUUUCAUUCUACAAUGUAGAAAAUAAAAACCCUUGGAUGAUGUCCUAAAACUUGAA